Messenger RNA from Panicum virgatum (switchgrass), 1767 nucleotides. Its product is annotated as neurosecretory protein VGF-like. The record is from RefSeq and is a predicted model, not a curated record. The coding region runs from base 417 to 1289 and encodes 290 amino acids. The transcript has 2 exons. NCBI's taxonomy places the organism in Eukaryota, Viridiplantae, Streptophyta, Magnoliopsida, Poales, Poaceae.
CAUUAUAUUUUUUCCUUCGAUUAUAACAGACUUACAAUAAUUUGUUAGCUUGGACAACCUAUACUACAGUAACAAUACUUGUUACACGCACGGGAGGUACUACAGUAAUAAUAGCUUGUUACUACAGUAAUAAGGUAUCCCAUGACGGUGAGGAGCUGUAUGUUCUUGAGGCCAUUCCCGAUUCCCGGCCGAUAUAUAAGACCCAUCGAGCCAUUGCCUUGGAAUAUCGCAUAUGCUCUCAGCUGCUUCCCUCCACCAUCUACUAACUUGCAGCAACCAAACAAAGAUUUCGGUUCGAUCUAGUCGCUUUGCGCCGCAAGUCUUCCCCGAUCAACCUCACCUCACCCUCUUGACUCUCUCUUCUUGCCCAGCCUCCUCAAUCUCCAGCUCCGUCAUCACAGCUUGCUCCGCUCGGAAUGGCGUCCCCGUUGACAGAAGCCUCGCCUCCCCCGACCAUCCGAGACGUCAUCGGCCGCGACGACGACGACGACGACGGCAACUUCAUCGCGGAGUUGGAAGAGGAGGAGGACGUGGAAGACGAGGAGGACGAGGAAGAGUGGGACAUGAGCAAGCGCAUGUCCCGCCUAUCCAUGGAGGGCUCCGACGGCGGCGACGCCGACGACGAGGACGAAGCGGAGGAGGAAGACGACGACGAGUUCGAGGUGCGGUCGGACGUCAACGCCGCGACGCACGGCGGCGCGUGGCCCCCUCCGUACGACGUGCAGGCCCCGUCGUCGGCGUCGCUCCCGGGCACGCCCGACCGUGCGGCGGCGCAGACGUCGUCGUCGUCGCCGCCGUGGUGGCCCGGGCCGAGCGGCGGCGGCGGCAAGGAGUACGCGAGCGAGACGGAGGCGCGGUGGCCGCCCGGCGCUGGGAGGCGGCGGCGGUACCACCACCGCGAGCGGAUGGCGCGGGAGGUGUGGCUGGAGCGCGCGUGGCGGGCGCGGAAGCAGCGGCAGGAGGCGGCCGCGGCGGUGCCCGUGGUGGUCCUCGGCGGCGGCGGCGGGGGCGAGUCCCCCGCCGCGGGGCGCGGCGGCGUGGCGAUGGACAUGGAGGAGGUCCGCGCGUGCCGGGACCUGGGCCUGGGGCUCCCCUGCGACUGGACCGUGGAGAUCCCCUGUCACGCGCUCUCCGGCGUCGACACCGCCAGCAGCGGCGGCAACUCGCCGGCCUCCGGCAGCUGGCGCAUCUCCAGCCCCGGGGACGACCCUAGGGACGUGAAGGCGCGGCUCAAGGUGUGGGCGCAGGCGGUGGCGCUCGCCUCCGCCGCCUCCCGCCUCGGCUCGUGAAGGUCCAGGCGGCGAGUCCAAGAACUCACCAUCCAAGCUCUUCCUUCGGCUAAGGAUGCGGGCACGCGAUCACCAUGAGAGAUAACCCCGUCAUCAUCUCCAACAUUAACAGUCUUCCAAGUUCCAAUCUCAUCAAGGAAAAAAAACUACAAAAAAAAAGAACAGUUGGUUCUGACAACAUUUUUGCGUUCCACUGUACAAAUAUGCGUCGUGUACUCGUGUGUGUGUGUGUGUGGUCAUAGCUGGUCCCAAAGAAAAAGAAAAGAAAAGAAAGCUAUAGGAUUAGCAAACAUGUGGUUUGGGCAGGGAGCUAGCCGUACGUGCACAACGGGAUCGCGCGCCUCGCUAGGGGUGACACGUGCAGCGCGGCGGACCGUGUGUGUGUGUGUGUUUCUUUUGCGUUGCAUGAUUGUUGUUGUACGAGUAUAGAGUGCAGGCGAAGAAAAGUGGAAAACAGAACAAAUGUUUUUUUUUGGCA